This is a messenger RNA of Ctenocephalides felis (cat flea), 775 nucleotides long. RefSeq names its product 28S ribosomal protein S18b, mitochondrial (gene mRpS18B). Gene Ontology annotation, biological process: mitochondrial translation. Gene Ontology annotation, cellular component: ribosome; mitochondrion. NCBI's taxonomy places the organism in Eukaryota, Metazoa, Arthropoda, Insecta, Siphonaptera, Pulicidae. The record is from RefSeq and is a predicted model, not a curated record. Gene Ontology annotation, molecular function: structural constituent of ribosome. The coding region runs from base 118 to 741 and encodes 207 amino acids. The transcript has 3 exons.
GGCUAUGUAGUGUGUCAGAACUAACCUUAAAUUAUUGCUGUCUACCGUCGAUUAUCUACAAAUUAUAAAUUUAUGAAUAUAAAAAAUUAAUCAUUAAUUGGUUCUAGUUGGUGUAAAAUGUUUAGAUAUGUCAGAAGUAUAAUUUCCUCAUGUAGUCAAGUGCAAAGUGUAAUUAACUACAAUGUAACCAGGAGGGGGUUUCAAAUUAGUGCCACAAACUUCUGCGAAAAUUCAGAAGGUGUUGAUCAAGAAGAAAAUAGCAAACCUAUAAAAGAAGGCUGUGACAGAAGGACAGCAAUACCUGUAGAAACCAGCAUAAAAUAUAUGAAAAGCGAAGCCUACAAAAAAGUUUAUGGAGAUCAAGCAGUGUGGGUGCAAUAUAGACGUAAUCAUAAAGGCAUGUUCCCACCUAGAAAAACAAGGAAAACUUGUAUCCGAGGUGGUGUGAUAUCAACAGGAAACCCUUGCCCAAUUUGUAGAGAUGAAUACUUGGUUCUGAAUGAAAAUAAUACUGAUCUCUUGAAACAAUUCAUUUCACCACACACUGGAGAAGUACUAAGUUACAGUAAGACAGGUCUUUGCCAGAAACGUCACUUAGAAUUGCUUGUUGCAACAGAACGAGCAAAAGACUGUGGUCUUAUAAUAUAUGAUUUACCAACUAAGGAAUACGAUUAUUCAGAAUAUUAUAAGGAUUUCGAUUUAACUGCACUUGAGGCAACCAAGUUUAAAUUUCAUCAAUGAGUAGUGCUACGUUUCUCAUAAUCGGGGGAGGUAU